AUGGAAAAACAAAAGAGAUUGUACAGCGAUGUCGUUAUCGUUGGAGCAGGCCUGUCGGGGAUCGACAUGGCAUGCCAGCUCCAACGGCAAUUAUGUGUCAGCGACUACGUGAUUUACGACCGCGCUCGAGAAUUGGGUGGCGCGUGGGCCGCCAACAAAUGUGCCCAGUGGGUAGAGGCAUCUGGUACAUGGCAUGUGUAUCUCUGCAAUUUGAAUACGGAAGAGGAAUUUCUUCACGAAGCCAAAGUGUUGAUCUCCGCUGUUGGGGGUUAUACAAACCCCAAGCUCCCCGCUUUGCCUGGUUUGGAGAAGUUUGAAGGCUCCGUGGUGCAUACUGCCAAGUGGAAUAAGGAGUACGACCUCCGAGGCCUCAAGGUGGCCGUGGUGGGCAACGGAUGCUCUGGCUCACAGGUAGUUCCUGCUGUGAUCGAUGAAGUCAGCAGCCUGACGCAGUUUAUUCGGGUAAUAGUUUCAUUGCAGCGAGCCUGCUCGAUUGAUCCUGACUCUGUACGUUUUUACAACAAUUCCAAAGGAGACAAAUCGAGAGAGGAGAGCGCUUCGCGCAGUCAGAAGUAUAUUACGGAGAACGCCCCUGAGCGAUACCGGCCUUUACUUACACCUGGGUAUGACCUUGGCUGCCGACGAAGGAUACUGGACAAUCACUAUACCCGAUCGCUUCGCAGCCCUAGAAUGAAGCUGGUCAAGGACUCGAUUUCACAAGUCCACUCGAAGAGUGUGGUGACGGGUUCAGGCGACAAAUACCCGGUUGAUUUCAUCAUUCUCGCGACGGGAUUCGAGUUCACUCAAUGGAAGGCCGAUUCAGUGAUAGGCCGGCGAGGAAAGUCGAUGAAACAACUCUGGGAUGAUCGAGGCGGCAUCGGCGCUUACAAAACUGUGGCGAUGAACGAGUUUCCCAACAUGUUCUAUUUACUAGGCCCGAAUUCUGGCAGCGGACACACGUCUGUCCUUUUUGCGAUCGAGUGCUCGGUCAACCUCGCUAUUAGGAUUUCACGUCCUAUACUUCAGCGACAGGCAUCGAUCGUCGAGCAAAACGGUGUUGACGCGCAGCUGUUCCAAUAUCGAGGUAGCUAUGUUAGUGGUGAAGAAGAGGCACAAUUCCCGGUAUAUGAAAAAUACCCUACCAAUCGUGUGGAUCGAGAAGCAGCUUGGCUGUCACCACUCCAGGCUCACGUUGGCCCUUUAAAACAGAAUUUGCCCACUCCCUUGUAA
Penicillium samsonianum is the source of this 1230-nucleotide messenger RNA. Its product is annotated as flavin-containing monooxygenase. Lineage: Eukaryota; Fungi; Ascomycota; Eurotiomycetes; Eurotiales; Aspergillaceae. Gene Ontology annotation, molecular function: N,N-dimethylaniline monooxygenase activity; NADP binding; flavin adenine dinucleotide binding. The coding region runs from base 1 to 1230 and encodes 409 amino acids. The record is from RefSeq and is a predicted model, not a curated record. The transcript is spliced from 11 exons.